Messenger RNA from Cynoglossus semilaevis (tongue sole), 4901 nucleotides. RefSeq names its product solute carrier family 25 member 1a (gene slc25a1a). The transcript has 14 exons. The coding region runs from base 3561 to 4628 and encodes 355 amino acids. Gene Ontology annotation, biological process: mitochondrial citrate transmembrane transport. NCBI's taxonomy places the organism in Eukaryota, Metazoa, Chordata, Actinopteri, Pleuronectiformes, Cynoglossidae. Gene Ontology annotation, molecular function: citrate secondary active transmembrane transporter activity. The record is from RefSeq and is a predicted model, not a curated record. Gene Ontology annotation, cellular component: mitochondrion.
CUCAGGCCUGUUGUGGCCUCUUCUCAUCAUGAGUUGAUGUUUGUUGUGUUUUUCCACAGUAAAAUACAAUGAUCUACUGAACAAAACAACUACAUCUGCAGCACUCUUUAUGUCAUCAGAGCCCUCUCCUGAUAACUCUUUACAGAAACCUGCUUGUGAGCUAUUCAGACGCAUCAAAUAUUAAAACCCAGGAGUUUCCGUUUCACAUGCAGAGAGGGAGGGGAAGAGUGCAGCAAGUCAGACAAAGGGGAGGACACGCAGGGGCAGAGGAGGGAAGGAAAACAGUUCAACCAGAGCAAAUAACAACACAUCAGGCAUCGUGAGAGGUAAACAUACAUGCAGGGAUGGAGGGAGAGAGGGAGGAGCAGGGAGAAACUACUGAAAGUGGGACAGCUCCUGAACAGGUCCUGACCCAGGACUGCAGUGGAGACGGCAAUGAGAUACAAAACCUCGAGGAGUCAACGGAAGGCAGCGAAGCAUGUGAUUCUGCACAGGAGACUCCGACACCUACAAACACAGAGGAUAAUGCCAACCAACCCCAACCAACACAGGAGGAGGUGACCCCCCCGACAGCAUCAUCUCAUACCUCCAACACACAAAACCGACCGACUGAACCCUGCUGGUACUGCCUGAGGUCCCUCAAUUCACAGUAUCGCCCGGAAACCUCAAAACAGGAGGACUCCGCUCCAUCAACACAGCCGCCCUCUAGUGGUCAGAAAAUGAGCUACCAGACAGAUCCCCGUCCUCAUUUUGGUGUAGCCUGGUCCUCCCGUUCAACUUGUCGCCCCCUGUGGGACAGCGAGGGGCCUUGCUGGGGGCACCGAAACCAGGAAGUGCCCAAUCAAGUGCACACCUGCCCUCACUGCAAUCUGGCCCUGGCCUCUGACACACUGCGGUGGCAUGAGGCCAAGUGUCUGCUGUUUGAAGGACUGAGGAACAAUUCAAACAAAUAAUCCUGUUGGAACUAACAAGUGGUUUCUGCUUGUCAACAGCUGUCUGUUUACACCUGGAUCCAGCCACGUUCAUGACUCACUUCAUCCUGAAUUUCUGUGAAAUUCUCAUUUUAUUUUUCACUCAAAUAAAUUGCAUGCACACAAUGAUGGCGUUUAUGUUGUUUUUCCUGUCAUUGAUGAACAUAGUUUGUUUGUUUAUACAGGAAAUGAGACAAAUGUGUCUAGAACACGCAGAAAUUUUAAUUCCUCACAAAUAGAAAAGAUAUGCAAUACUAAUUAACUAACAAUCAAUAGUAAAAAAAAUAUGGUUCAGACUAAAGACUUGGUUCAGACUAAAGAGUUACUCCAGACAAAUAUCGUCUUAAUAUGUAUAUUAGUAUUUGAAUUAUUAUGUUUUAGGAUGUUAAGACUCAAAGGCUACGCUAACCACUAAUAGCUAUUGUGAAGUUUUUGUUUAGUAUUUAAUUUUAUAAGUGAAAAUAUAAAACAUAUCAAUUCCUUGUGUCAUGUGUAAUCUUAAGAAGAUAUGAAACAUGGAAAUAAUCAUAAAAAAAAUAAAGUUUUUUUGCAAUGUAUUCUAAUUGGACUUGAUUUUCCCCUGGCUGUGUGCAGCUGCACCUUAACUCCAGCAUAUGCUCACUCUGAUGCCACGUCAACCGACAAAGAAAGAUUUCAGCCAAGAAGCGCACACGGAUGUCAUCGCUCACUGUGUCAUCAGCAGAUGUGUGCAAGACAGUGAGGAGUGACGGCAGCGUGCCCACGCCCGGGGCCUGCACUCAGGGUCUGCUCUCCAGAGCCUGUUGACACACUGGCAGACAUUUACAAUCUGUUCUUGGCUCAAGCUAAUGUGCCCACCUGCUUUUAGGCCACCAACAGUGAGUCACCGCCCAAAUUAAUGAGAGCCUCUCAGAUGUCUGGUGUUUGCAUCAGAUUCACUCAAACAGCUCUGGAAUGCUUCGAGGGAAAUAAUGUCCGAAUGUUUUCAUAGAUUACAGCUGGGGAUUCAGCGCCAUCAAUUUACACACACUUUCACGCAAACUGACACGUCAUCAGGAUUAGCAAGACAACUUUCAAAAUUACUAACACACUCCACAAAUAUUAGAGUUAAGAGGCUUUAGCGAAGAGAGCAUUUAAAAGUAAGGCAUUUGACCAUUGUCUAGAAAUCAAUAGUUUCAACUACAAACAAGAACUUUGGUUUACUGUUUGUUUCACAGUGACACAGUGUGUAAGACGUUGACAAGUGAAACUACUUCUCACCUGAUUUUUAGCUUAAAAUAACAUGACUGAAAUAUGUGAAAUAUGUGCGAUGAAUUCAUGACAGGUAGAGAGUUAACUAUGGACAGUGCGAUUAAUCAUGGUCAAACACUGUAUUAGAUUGACAGCCAAAGUUAGCUCACGCUAGGUCAACACACACCUCUACAAGCAUCAACCACCGCCUACGUCUGGUUGUCAACUCACUAACCAACCCACAGCUUUGACCACACAACUCCCUGAAAUGACAACUCAGAUGUAUUCUUAUUUGCUGUAUAUUUUUAGGCACAAAGUUUUUUUUAACACUCCCACAACCAGUCCUUAUUUAUAUAAAUAGCGCCCUCAUGGUGCAAAGGCAUGUAGAUGCCAACGCACUCACACGUGCACAUAUACCCACAGAUGAAGUAGGUAACGAUCUGUAUACAACCAGACCACAGAGUCAGAACUGAAACCAUCGGUUGAUCAGUUGUUUUAAUGAAUCCCACUGUUGCUGCCUUUUCUGUUCUGUUUUCUUAUUCUUCUUGGAUUGAAGGUCAGGCUUUUAGUGUUGCAGGGUAGUUCAGUCUCUCACGUUACCAACAGUGGGCAGAUCGAUGACUUUGCAAAUUCAGACCCUAAAUUGGCCUGGUCAAAGUUAAAAACAGAUUAGGGCCACGAUUGACAGACGGUUGUUUGUGCAAUAUAGGGCCUAUAUAUAACCUGGAUAUAACUACUGGUUAGGAAUAUGUGUUAUUAUAUGUAUGUAUUGUAUAUUAGAAGUCAUUUACGUUCAUAUGACUGUUUUAAAACUAGUGCUGUCAAUAUUUCUAAAUCGUUGUUUCCCAAUGAGUCAUCAGGCUAACGUAAACACUUUUUAUCUGUCUUUCAUGACCUGGGACAAAAUGACCCACGACCCAGUACUGGUCAACCACCAUCAACCCAGUUGUCCCAAGUCCUUUGUCUUGGGACACUGGGGCCUAUCUGAUUAAACAGGUUAAAUAUAAAAAAAAUAUUAAAAUGGUCUUGGAGAUAAUACAGGGUAUUCUUCUGCAGAACUCUGGCACACUGUGCCUUUAACACUACCACCUCCCGACCUCUCCUCAGACCAGACAUGAGCGUCGACAUCACACAUUAUUACAGAACAUUCCUGCACGGCAUUGGCUACCAAAAGUCAUGCUUUGAUCACGUGACUGAGUAAUAGCGUGGGGGCAGCGUGGCGAGCCAAUGGUCUGCUGCAUCAGCUGAGAACCCUUUGAAUAUUGAUGCUACCUCUGCCGCCACAGUCGGCCCGCCUUCCCUGUGUUGUUGUUGUUGUGUGACAUUGUCUCAGUGUGUCCACCAUCGUCAUCACAACAGUGCAAUUCGUCUGCGAUCGCAAUGUCUUCACUGUUGAAACCGUUCUCGGUCAGCGAGGUACCGUGCGAGAGGAGAGGAUGCCCGAGCCCGGCUCUGAAUCUGCAGCCUGCCUUAGAGCGUCUGACCGCGGCCACGGCGCUGGCGUCUCUGCCGGCUCACCAGCGGUCGUACGCGGCGAAGAGGAACCUGGCGGCUGCUGCAGUCGGAGGGAGGAAAAUAACGCACCCUGGGAAAGCCAUACUUGCAGGUGGCAUCGCAGGAGGAAUCGAAAUCUGCAUCACCUUCCCCACAGAGUAUGUCAAGACCCAGCUGCAGCUGGACGAGAGAGCCAACCCACCCCGGUACAGAGGGAUCGGUGACUGCGUGAAGCUGACGGUGCAGGAUCAUGGACUUCGAGGCUUGUAUCGAGGUCUUAGCUCCCUGCUCUAUGGAUCUAUACCCAAAUCAGCUGUGAGGUUUGGCACGUUUGAAAUGCUCAGCAACCCGAUGCGGGACUCCACAGGUCGACUCGACAACACUCGGAGCCUGCUGUGUGGGUUAGGAGCAGGAAUAGCCGAGGCAGUUGUGGUCGUCUGUCCAAUGGAGACUCUGAAGGUUAAGCUAAUUCAUGACCAGUGUUCCCUGAGACCACGCUACAGAGGCUUCUUCCACGGAGUCAGUGAGAUUGUCAGAGAGCAGGGUCUGAGGGGAACAUACCAGGGUCUGACAGCUACUGUACUAAAGCAGGGGACCAACCAGGCCAUUCGUUUUUAUGUGAUGAACGCACUCCGUAAUUGGUACAAAGGAGACGAUCCUCGGAAAGAGAUGCAUCCAGUUGUCACAGCCAUGUUUGGAGCCACAGCUGGAGCUGCCAGUGUUUUUGGAAAUACACCUCUGGAUGUGGUGAAAACUAGGAUGCAGGGUUUGGAGGCUCACCGCUACAAAAACACGAUGGACUGUGCCUUCCAGAUUUUGAAGCAUGAAGGACCACAGGCAUUCUACAAAGGGACAGUGCCCAGACUGGGUCGAGUGUGUUUAGACGUGGCCAUAGUCUUCGUCAUCUACGAAGAGGUGGUCAAACUACUGAACGACGUGUGGAAGACCCAGUAGAAGAACACCAACCACAGAGCAGCAUGUCAUGUCCACCACAACUGUCCACCUCGACUGUAGUUCAUAGCAAAUCUUUGCACACAGAAAUGCUCAGAGAAGAUAGCACUCCGUCCACUUCACACAUAUACAGAGGAUUGAUAUUCAACAACGUGGUCACAGCUUUUUUCAGGUUUGUUCAUAUAUAUAUAUAUACAUAUAUAUAUAUGACAAAUAAAAAUUCUGUUGACCAAGACCAGGAAAGCACAGAUAUGCAUUAGUGAAGGAACUUUAGGA